Messenger RNA from Phragmites australis (common reed), 1322 nucleotides. Its product is annotated as hypersensitive-induced response protein-like protein 1. The record is from RefSeq and is a predicted model, not a curated record. Lineage: Eukaryota; Viridiplantae; Streptophyta; Magnoliopsida; Poales; Poaceae. The transcript has 5 exons. Bases 235 to 1095 code for a protein of 286 amino acids.
AUACUCCAUCCAUGAUCCAUCCAGUCAACAAAGGAGGAACAAGACUCUGCUCUCUGCUCUAGCACCACGACGCUUCCCGUAGCCUCGAUCCCUCCCCCUCAUCCCCAGGAUCUGGAUCAUCAGCUGCCCUGCCCUAGUGGAAAGAAACACCACGCCUGCCUUUCUCACCGCUCCAUCGUCUUCCUCGCCCGGUGGAAACAAUCCGCAAGGUGCUACCAGAAGUGAACUGCAGCUAUGGGCAAUUUGUGCUGCUGUGUUCAGGUUGAUCAGUCUACCGUGGCCAUCAAGGAGCAGUUCGGGAAGUUUGACAGUGUGCUUGAGCCAGGAUGCCACUGCCUGCCUUGGUUCGUGGGGAAACGUGUAGCUGGUCAUCUCACACUCAGGCUGCAGCAACUCGAUGUGCGCUGUGAAACUAAGACAAAGGACAAUGUGUUUGUCAAUGUUGUCGCAUCUAUUCAGUAUCGAGCUCUGGCUGACAAAGCAAGUGACGCGUUCUACAAACUAAGCAACACAAGGUCCCAGAUCCAAGCUUAUGUCUUUGACGUGAUCAGAGCAGGUGUCCCAAAGCUCAACCUGGAUGAUGUUUUCGAGCAGAAGAACGAUAUAGCAAGGGCUGUGGAGGAUGAACUUGAGAAGGCCAUGUCGGCCUAUGGCUUUGAGAUUGUGCAGACACUCAUUGUGGACAUCGAGCCAGACGAGCACGUCAAGCGCGCAAUGAACGAGAUCAAUGCAGCUGCAAGGCUGAGGGUGGCUGCGAACGAGAAGGGGGAGGCGGAGAAGAUCGUGCAGAUCAAGCAUGCCGAGGGUGAGGCGGAGGCCAAGUACCUGUCCGGCCUCGGCAUUGCCCGCCAGCGGCAGGCGAUCGUGGACGGGCUGAGGGACAGCGUGCUGGGGUUCUCCGUGAACGUGCCCGGGACAACGGCCAAGGACGUGAUGGACAUGGUGCUCAUCACCCAGUACUUCGACACCAUGAAGGAGAUCGGCGCGUCAUCCAAAGCCUCGUCGGUGUUCAUCCCGCACGGCCCCGGCGCGGUGCGCGACGUUGCCACGCAGAUCCGCGACGGCCUCCUCCAGAGCUCUGCGACCCAGCAGUAGCCGCAUCACUAGACUGGAGCAGUUGAGCGAACUCACAGCCGGUUUACUAGCUAUGCUAUCGUACUAGUGUCACUCCGUAUGAUGCCUGUCUAUAUUGUCUUGUCGCCUUCUCUUUCUGUCUAGACGAUGUGUGGAAUACUAUAACUUAGACUGAUGCGUGCUGAGAACUUCAAUUUGAACCUUUUUAGGGACUGGGAAUGCAGCAUGAGUUUGCAGUGUGUUAAAAA